This is a messenger RNA of Tauraco erythrolophus (red-crested turaco), 1239 nucleotides long. Its product is annotated as serpin B12. Gene Ontology annotation, molecular function: serine-type endopeptidase inhibitor activity. Lineage: Eukaryota; Metazoa; Chordata; Aves; Musophagiformes; Musophagidae. The record is from RefSeq and is a predicted model, not a curated record. Gene Ontology annotation, biological process: negative regulation of endopeptidase activity.
AUGGGGUCCAUUUCUAGACCAAUUACUGAGUUUUGCCUUGAUCUCUACAACAAGCUCAACAGAAAUGCAGAGGAUAUGAACAUCGUCUUCUCUCCAAUGAGCAUCUCUGUUGCCCUGGCCCUCGUCCAUCUAGGUGCAAAAAACACCACUGCUGCUCAGAUAGAGAAAGUGCUCCAUGUCAGGAGAGCUGCAGGAAGAACGAGCCUUGGAUCUGACCUUGAGAGUGCAGCCCCAGAACGAAGCCAGGAAAGGCAGUCGUCCCUCUCACAGUGUAACAAGGAUGGAGACCUUAACCAUAAAGCAUUCCAGGCACUGCUUUUACAUCUUCAAAACCUCGGUGAAAACUAUGUUUUAACCUUGGCCAACAACCUCUUCAUACAACAAGGAUUUGAACUCCAGCAGCAAUUUCUAACGUGCACUAAGCAGCUGUAUGGAGCAAUGCUGCAAACAGUGGACUUUCACGGUGCUAUUGAAGCUGCCAGAACAAAAAUUAACACUUGGGUUGAAAGUGAGACACAAGGUAAAAUCAAGGAACUCUUUGCUCCUGGUGUGAUCGGCGUACACGCAUUGCUGGUGCUGGUGAAUGUAAUCUACUUCAAAGCAUCCUGGGAACACAAGUUUGAGGAACAAAAAACGGUACAGAGAGAUUUUAAACUGAAUCAGAAUGAGAGAAAACCUGUGCAGAUGAUGUAUCAGAAAGGCAUGUUUAAAUUAGGCUACGUGGAGGAGAUAAGCGCUCAGAUCCUUGAACUCCCUUAUGCUCAGAAAUCACUGAGCAUGAUCAUUCUGCUGCCAGGUGACGUGGCUGAUGGAUCUACCAGUGGGCUGGAGCAGAUUGAAAGCACAAUGACCUACGAAAAUUUAAUGCUGUGGACCUCUUCAGAGCACAUGUUUGAGACAAGAGUGGAGGUAUACCUGCCUCGAUUCAAGCUUGAAGGCACCUUUAACCUCAACGAGGUACUACAAGAGAUGGGGAUGACUGACGUCUUCACUGAAUCAAAAGCUGAUCUUUCUGCAAUGUCGUUUGCAAAAUCUCUGGUGCUGUCAAACGUCGUCCAUAAGACGUACGUGGAAGUCAAUGAGGAGGGCACCAUAGCAGCAGCUGCUACAGGAGCUGUCAUUGUGAGGAGGUCUCUUCCUCUCACAGAGGUGUUUAUGGCUGACCGCCCUUUCUUAUUUUUCAUCAGGCACAAUCCUACCCAUACCAUUCUUUUCUUUGGCAAACUCUGCUCCCCUUAA